This is a messenger RNA of Capsicum annuum, 773 nucleotides long. Its product is annotated as mannan endo-1,4-beta-mannosidase 4. The record is from RefSeq and is a predicted model, not a curated record. NCBI's taxonomy places the organism in Eukaryota, Viridiplantae, Streptophyta, Magnoliopsida, Solanales, Solanaceae. Gene Ontology annotation, molecular function: hydrolase activity, hydrolyzing O-glycosyl compounds. The transcript is spliced from 4 exons. The coding region runs from base 1 to 576 and encodes 191 amino acids.
AUGGCGAACAGAACUAGCGUGGUUCUUGAAGAAAUUAUAAAGGAUAUUCUCAUUAAGCUUGGAUUGGAUUUUGUUAUAUCAAAAGCCAAGAAAUAUGGCAUUCACUUAAUUCUUGGAUUGGUUAACAAUUGGGAUGCUUUAGGAGGAAAGAAACAAUAUGUAGCAUGGGCAGUGCAAAAAGGACAGAAUUUGACAAGUGAUUAUGAUUUCUUCAAUAAUCCUAAGGUCAAAAAUUUCUACAAAAAUCAUGUUAAGGUUGUGCUUACAAGAGUGAACAAAAUAACCAAAGUGGCAUAUAAAGAUGAUCCAACCAUUCUUUCUUGGGAGUUAAUGAAUGAGCCUCGUUGCACAUCUGACCUCUCUGGAAAGACAAUGCAGUAUUGGAUUACAGAAAUGACAAGACAUUUUAAAUCAAUAGACAAAAAUCAUCUUUUGGAGAUUGGACUUGAAGAAUUUUAUGGGAAUAACAGGAAGCAAUAUUACCCAAAAUCUCUUGAAUUUGGGACUGAUUUCGUCUCCAACAAUCAAAUUAAGGGAAUUGAUUUUACCUCAAUUCAUAUGUAUCCUGAUCAAUGAUAUAAUCUCUACUGCCCUUUUCCUUCAUACAUAUAUAAUUUUGUACCCUUUCAUUGUAUUUUAUGAUUUUUUUAGACAGCAUUUGUUUGGUAUGAUGGAAAAUAUUUUUUCCAAGGAAAAAUCUUUCUUAGUUAUUUUAUAAUGUUUGUUAAGUAAGCAAAAAAAAAAAUGUUAUCUCAAAAACAUUCAUAUUUAUA